Xylona heveae TC161 is the source of this 981-nucleotide messenger RNA. RefSeq lists its product as hypothetical. NCBI's taxonomy places the organism in Eukaryota, Fungi, Ascomycota, Xylonomycetes, Xylonales, Xylonaceae. The coding region runs from base 220 to 726 and encodes 168 amino acids. The record is from RefSeq and is a predicted model, not a curated record. The transcript has a single exon.
AUCACUUUUCUUUUUUUUUUUUGUCUUAUAUCUCUCUUCCCCUUGCUCUUCCUUUCUAUUCACUAGUUUAGCUCUACCACCAUCUCUCCAUUCAUCUUGAAUUCAAACCAGUGUACUGACGUAUGGAAUGCUCAUCUUACAGGUGGCGUCCAAAAUAUCGGCAAGAGAGAAAAACCAAAAGAUGGGAAGAAGCGCGGUAUUCGUGCUCUCAUCGGGUAGAUGUCAGCCACUGACUGUCAUUUAGCCAUCGCUUCUAUAUAUAUAUACCUCCUCCCUUCGAGUCUCAUACCUUUCUUGAAAUAUACUACUCCCUUUAGCUUGUGUUACUGCUCCUCUAUCUUUUCCAACACUUUUCUUGCCAAUAUUCUUCCGAUUACUUUUUAUUUCUAUUUCUAUCUUCAUUUUUUAUUUUUAUUCUUUUUUUUUUUAUUUUCUUUAUCUGCUUUUCUAUUUUUUUUAUUUUUAUAUUUUUAUUUUUUAUUUUCCCCACUUUUUCUUCCAUUCAUCCGGUCAUGCUCUCCCUGCUUGUUCUUUCUUUUCUUUUCUUUUCUUUUCUUUUACUUUCAGACACAUACCCCUUCCACCCGUCAUUUAUUCAGGACCAAAUUUUUUAUUUCCUCUCAGAUAUUCUUGUUCAUUCUUGUAUUUUAUUGCCUUUUUAUCUUCACUUUUUAUAUCAACUUCAAACUAUCAAAUAAAUUUUAUUAUCGUUCCUUGUGUCGUUAACUUUUUCUAUUUCUCUUUGUGUUCCCUUCCUUCUCGACAUUACCUACAGUGGGGAUAUAUAUAUUGUACAACUGUACUUCGUUAUGUAUGUACGGAGUAGUUUAUCUACCUUACCUACAUUACCUACCUAGGUAGGUAGUAGCUCAAUGCACACAUAUAAGGUACUUUAUUACACCUUCCGUGGUAUUGCAUGACCAUGCGUGUACUAUUAUUUCUUUUCCCCGUUUUCUGGUAAAAAGUCGAGAUAUAUGUAUC